AGCCCUUUUAUGAGAAAGAAGUCCGAGACCUCAUCAAUGGGCAAUAAUGCUUUGGCCCGUGCCAUUCUCAUGGGCAGGAGUAAUUAUACUUAUACAAAUGAUACAUGUUCUCAUUGUAUGCAUUCCCUAAAUUGAUAAUGGAGACUUACAGAAGUACGGUGGCACCGCGGCGCAGGAUGCUUUUUGCUUGAAACUCCCCCAUUUGAAACAUGGAGAACUUGGGUUCUUAAAAAGGGCUUCGGAAGCUCUCUGCGUAAGGUUCGUGAUAGACAUAUCAAGAUUGGAAAAAAUGGAAGAUAUUGAAGAUGUGAUUGGCAGUGGAGCUCCUCCUGGUCUUCGCUUUCCUAUGAUAGCAGUUGGAAUGAAACCCAAAAAGCUUCAAUCUCGCAAAAUGGAGGACAUCCCUUCACUGAACAUACCUGGAACGCAGACGAUAUACAUAAAGACAUUUGGAUGCUCCCACAAUCAGAGUGACAGUGAAUACAUGGCCGGCCAACUUUCAGCUUAUGGAUAUGCUAUUAAUGACAAUCCUGAGGAGGCAGAUUUGUGGCUGAUUAAUACAUGUACUGUGAAGUCACCUAGUCAAUCUGCUAUGGAGACCCUGAUAUUAAAAUCUAAAAGUGCGAGGAAACCACUAGUGGUGGCAGGAUGCGUCCCUCAAGGCAGUAAAGAUCUGAAGGAACUGGAAGGUGUGAGUAUAAUUGGUGUUCAACAAAUUGAUCGAGUUGUGGAGGUAGUUGAAGAAACAUUGAAAGGUCAUGAGGUGCGCCUCUUGAAAAGAAGCACGCUGCCAGCACUUGACCUGCCAAAGGUGAGGAAGAAUAGAUUUGUUGAGAUUCUUCCCAUUAACGUCGGCUGUUUAGGCGCUUGCACUUAUUGUAAGACAAAGCAUGCUCGUGGACAUUUAGGGAGUUAUACAGUGGAAAGCCUGGUUAAUCGUGUUAGACAAGUUAUAUCAGGAGGAGUAAAAGAGAUUUGGUUGAGCAGUGAAGACACGGGUGCUUAUGGUCGAGAUAUAGGAGUCAAUCUUCCAAUUUUACUGAAUGCAAUUGUUGCGGAGCUUCCUCCUGAUAGAAGUACAAUACUUCGGAUUGGCAUGACAAAUCCUCCUUUUAUUCUUGAGCACUUGAAUGAGAUAGCUAAAGUUUUGUGCCAUCCAUGUGUGUACUCAUUUCUGCAUGUACCAGUCCAGUCUGGAAGUGAUUUUGUACUGAAGGCAAUGAAUCGAGAAUAUACUGUGGGUGAGUUCAAAGUUGUGGUAGAUACUCUAAAUCAACUAGUACCUGGCAUGCAAAUUGCAACUGACAUAAUAUGUGGAUUCCCAGGUGAAACAGAUGAAGAUUUUGCUGAAACCAUUAAGCUGAUUCAGGAGUAUAGAUUUCCACAUGUUCAUAUCUCACAAUUCUAUCCAAGACCAGGCUUCCUUCACCCCAUUCGAGCACAUGUGCAGGAUCCAGAUCUCCACUGCUGGUUGCCUAUUGUCAGGCCCCUAGCCUUGAUGCAUGCAUGCUGGUCAAGGGGGAGGGCCAGAAAAGUUCCCUCGAACCAGCCAAUCUAAGGAUGAGAGGCUGUACCAUGGUGCUUGUGGUGCACCUAUGCUAGUUAGGCAGGAAGAUGGUGAUAGCCUUGGGUUGACCGGUGGACCGCUACGGACAAGGCACGAUGGUGGUGCAUGACCCAGAGCUGGUGGUGCUUAACCCAGAGACCGUGGUGCAUGACCCUGAGUCAGUGGUGCAUGGCAAGGAAAGGGGAUUUAGGCCCUGCAGCCAGCUCAGUGCACAGCAAGGCAGUGCCCUGGACCAUGGGGCCCAUGAUGUGCUGAGGUUGGGCAAGCAGCCAAAUUGGAAUUCAAAUAGUGGCAGGACAAUGAUGGUGCGGCAAAGGCAUCCGUGGCUGGCCGGCAUGGUGCAUGAAGGUUGCGUGUUCGGCAUGCCAAUGCCUGCAGGCACCUGCCAGGGGCCUACAACACCCAUCAUGAGGCACCAGGGGGCCCAAGCAACCCCAACGGUCAUCCUGGCAGGUGCAGCAGAGGCAGCCGCUAGGUGGCACUUGUAAUUUGAAUUUCAAAUAGUGUGACCAGUGGUCUAUAUAAACCCUAGGCCUAGACCCAUAGUGGGCAUCUGUGGCAGUGUACCCUGUAAUUGUGAAGAGCUUGAUAAAACUGGGCCACGGCCCUUAGACCCUAGUCCCUGUGCGUGUGUGUAUGCUUAUGUACUAGUGUGUGCACACUUGUGCUGUGGUGGUGGUGCUGGGUGAGGCUAAACCUGUGCUUCAAGUGAACCAGGCUUGUGAGACAGGGCCACACAAUUGGCUAGAAAAAAACUCAUUGAUGAUAAUUGAUAUGAAAUCUUAGCAUGUAUAUGGCUUACAAGUUCUAUGAAAGAUAUUCAGUGAUGGAUGGUUUUGGCUCCAUGUGUGAAUCAUUUACAAAGAUUUGUGAUAUAAUGCUUAUGGAAAACAAUAUCCUUAAAAAGUGACUGCUGCCUUUGCAUGCAUUGUUAUAAUAAUGUAGUACAGGUAACAAUUAGACAACUGAUGGUGGAAUCCCCGAGAUACACACACACAUACAGUUGCGGUUAUAUUAAAAGUUUAUUAAUGAAUUGUAUGUUUCAUUCCACCAUCUUGAUAAGAACUGGUGGUGGAAUCUCAUGUAUAUAAACAGUAGUUUGUUUUCAUUGCUGAUAAUUGAUAUGGAAUCUUGGCAUGUAUAUAAGAUUUGCAAGUUCUAUGAAAGAUAUUCAGUGUUAGAUGGUUUAAGCUCCAUGUUUGGUUAUUUACAAAGAUUUGUGAUAUAUCUUGAUGGCAACAAUAUCUUUUAAAUUUAAAAUAAAAAAAAAUGAAAAACUUGAAAGAUAUUGCAUACCUUGUGAUAAUAAUAUAUUACAGGUAACGAUGACCAGUUUUCCUUAUUUGUGAACAAUUGAAAUUAACAAACUUUUAAUAUUUCAUUGCUGUUGUUUGUAAUCUUUGGUUGGUGCUUGAU
Molecule: messenger RNA, 2983 nt
Organism: Amborella trichopoda
Lineage: Eukaryota; Viridiplantae; Streptophyta; Magnoliopsida; Amborellales; Amborellaceae
Product: Methylthiotransferase
Biological process (GO): tRNA methylthiolation
Cellular component (GO): endoplasmic reticulum
Molecular function (GO): tRNA (N(6)-L-threonylcarbamoyladenosine(37)-C(2))-methylthiotransferase activity; 4 iron, 4 sulfur cluster binding
Source: RefSeq, a predicted model, not a curated record